This is a messenger RNA of Dendronephthya gigantea, 2533 nucleotides long. Its product is annotated as dual specificity protein phosphatase CDC14A-like. Gene Ontology annotation, molecular function: protein tyrosine phosphatase activity. The record is from RefSeq and is a predicted model, not a curated record. NCBI's taxonomy places the organism in Eukaryota, Metazoa, Cnidaria, Anthozoa, Malacalcyonacea, Nephtheidae. Gene Ontology annotation, biological process: regulation of exit from mitosis; protein dephosphorylation; positive regulation of cytokinesis. The transcript has a single exon. Bases 295 to 2517 code for a protein of 740 amino acids.
UUGAUUAUGUACAGUAAAUUAUACAGAGAAAAUUAGAUAGAGAUUAGGAGCAAUCACAGAAUAUCUGGCCAGUCCAACUUCAGCAGUGCUGCACUCACUGAUCAACACACAACAUAAGCCUAAAACCUGGUAUUCUAUGGUUGAACUCUAGACUCUUUAUAAUAGAGAUACAUGUGUCAAAAUUUAAAAUUCCUAUACAAUAGAUUAUCCACGCAAUUAUCUGUGUGGCGCACGCGAGGUGGCGUCAGAAUGGUUGUCAUAGUAACGCAAUUAGGUGCGCAAUAAAAUGAAAAAAUGAUGGAAGUGAUCUUGGAAAUCCUGCCAAAGCGCGUCUUCUUUCAAAUCCGUUCUGACAAUCCAACCAAUGGAAUUCAUAUGAACGAGAGAGAUGGUUUUAUUUAUCAUUUUCACAGCAUGGAUAACUUGUAUAAGUCAUUAAAAAUACGGAAAUACUUUGGACCAGUGUCUUUAUCCAUCAUCCACCGACAUUGCGCGUUGAUAGACGCCAGUCUUAGACACACUCCUGGAAGACAUUUGUUUUAUAGCAACAAUCUUGAGUCUCUUGGUUACCAGCAAAAACGAACGAACGCGAUUUUCUUGAUGGGAUGUUACCUUGUACUGAAGCAAAAUUUCACUCCGGAACAAACGAAGGACGCGUUACAUGAAGUAACAAGCAGCGUGGCGCCUUUUACAGAUAUGGAGGGAUCAACUGCACAUGCGCUAACCCUCCUGGAUUGUUGGCAAGCUCUGUAUCAUGGUAUGAUUGUUAAUCAGUGGUUUCAAAAACAAGACUCCAUCGACGUCUAUCAGGAAAUGUGUAAUGAUAUCGAUGACGUCAUGAACUGGGUCGUACCUGGAAAGUUACUGGCUCUUGAAGAUCCCAAGGAACCACGGUAUAUGGGACGGGGUCCAAGGGUCAGGUACUCCAUUGUCGAGGUGUUUAAACGACAUAAAGUUGGGACAGUCGUUCGUUUGAACGGAAGAGACUACGAAUAUCGCACAAGUUAUGGACAACCUUACGAUUCUGAAGAGUUUGUUUGUCGCGCCAUUAAACAUUACGAUAUCUUCUUCAAAGAUGGGGGAAUACCAACAGAAUCACAGCUCAACACCUUCCUUAAGAUUGUGAAGAAAGCCCAGAAUCCUGUGGCAGUUCAUUGUCAUGCCGGCCGAGGAAGGACUGGCACCAUGUUGGCGUGCUCGCUCGUCAGAUUCUGGGGAUUCGAAGCAGUUCAUGCGAUUGCCUGGGUGCGAAUGUGUCGUGCAGCUUGCAUCGUUGGCAUACAGCAAGGCUUUGUUAAAAUGGUCGAAAACAGCUUGCGUGAAAAAGCGUGUAUUUCCACCCCGGGACAUAGUGGAAACCCAAUCCUUGGCGGGCAUUUCCCCACCAAAAGUAUACGCCAGAUUCACCUCGUUCCUCCAGCGUGCGCGCGAAAACGGCCCCCGAGACCAAACCCCACCCCAGCUAAGAUCCCUCACGGAAACCAAGGCAAAAUUGAAGUGCCUGAAGACUCCGGCGAGAGCAGCAAAGUUGAGAAGAUUACAUUUCUACCCGUGAGUGGGACCUGGGACGGACAUCAGCGCAGGAAACUGAGAACAAGUGUUCAUCCGGUAAAGACGAAGACGACGAGAGUUUUCCGCGAGGCAACGUUGAGAAACAACUCACGUAAAUCGGAGCAGAAACCGGACGGGAUUCGGGCAAGGAAACAAUCAAAGACCUCCGGCGCCGAUCAGGAGAGCGUGAAAUCAAGCAAACUGAGCAAAGUCUCGUUGAAUACGAACACGCAGUUGAGGCUGAGCGGCGUUUUCGAUUUGAACCUCCUCAGAAAUAUGCGCGUAUUUCAAGAGCAUGAGCCGAGAAACAAGUACCUGCGCGCAAAUAUCUCCGAUAAGAUUUCCUGCUACAUCGCAAAGCCUGGGGACGGUUUUCUACACAGGAAAAGAUACACCGUGGACGCCGCUAAGGUCGCUAGGCUCAAAGCAAUGCUUCAGUUUCAGGGUAAGACGACGAAAAGCGAAAAAUACGAGCUGAAGAAAAAUAUUUCCAAAGCGCAAGACGACCUCGCGAAAGUUCAUUCGUCCAGAUCGCAGGUGCAAGGAAGCAAAUCCACUCCUUUUGUUAAAGCACCAAUUAAAUAUUCUGGAUAUCAACCGACUUUUGAACACCUUACCAAGUUGCUUACCUUUGAUAAAGACAGUAAAUCCCCCGUUUCAAGUUGCGGAAAAGAGUACAAGAUACCUCUUGUUUCUACCGAGGGUAGCAAGAAAAGUCAACACCCCCAAAUUGAUAAAAAUCUUUCGCGCAAUAAGGUCGAGCGUCGUCUCGCCUGGGACGAGCCGGAGAAGAGCCAGCAGUGUAUAAAGGCAAGUGGUAGUAAAGUGCUUGGUGUUAAUCGUAAUGAUGGUCCCCUUCUAAACGACUUUCUCGAGAAGCAUCGACAGACAUUGCUGGCAUCAAAGACGGCAAAUUGCGCCGGGGGAAAUAGAGACAAUGUGAAAAUAAGAAAUCUUCAUAAAUAAUCACACAAUAUGUAUA